AGUGCAGCACUGUCCAAUACUUUUCGCUUAAAAUUCAAAACUCGACCCCGCAAACUCUUAAUUUGCCGCAUUAAAUAUAUAGACAAGGUCGCAAAGAUAAUUUCUAUAUUAUUAAAAUCGUGUUAAACUGCACCAGUUGUAUUGUGAACUCGGCAAAAUAACUAUCGUUUCAAUAGGCUCUUUACACAUGCGCAUCGGGCAUUGUGUACACACGGAAGAUGAUGGCAGAUUUCCGUACUGUUAAAGGGACCAGCAGCCAUACGUGGAUACAGCGAGGCUGCGGGAGACAGUGGUAGCUAAGAGUCGCCAGCAACGUUGCAUUUUCUUCGGAGAGUACGCCGUUUCUGCAUAACAGAACAAAGGCAACAGCGAGUUAGCAAAACAUUUUAACGUCAGCAUAAACCCGUCAGGUACGAAAGUCUCGCCUUUUAUAAAGUUGAAUCUGUGAGGCUGAUUGACCAACACAAUCGGAACUGAAGGGGAUUCAUUCCCGCAGAAUUUACCGAGCUAACCUUAGCCUCAAGCUAGCAACACCGUCUUGGAGAAAAGCACAGCAGCAGGUCUACGAAUCAGCCGCAACCGUGGAGUCCGCAGUGCCUCCACUCCAGUGUGAAUGAGGGCGUCAUGGCGGACCACAGCCCCUCUCUGGACUCCGGCCAGCUGCACAGCCCUGACCUCCCGCUCCUUGCCCCGCCCCUCCCGCCCACCAUGGCCAACGGUGACGGCCCACAACAGGUAAUCUUGGUGCAGGUAAAUCCAGGUGAGGCCUUCACAAUUCGACGAGAGGAUGGUCAGUUCCAGUGUAUCACAGGUCCUGCUCAGGUCCCCAUGAUGUCCCCAAAUGGUUCAGUGCCUCCAAUCUUUGUGCCUCCAGGAUACGUUUCACAGAUCAUCGAGGAGAAUGGGGUUCGGCGGGUCCUGGUAUUACCUCAGCCGGAGUACCACCCCGGCGGUCACUCCCCGCUGCACGCCCCGCCCCCCCACGCCCACCUCCCGGCCUUCAUCCCGCACCCGGCCAUGAUCCCGCCCCCGCCCCACCCCAUGUACACGGGCGUGGCCGGCGGGGUGCCGGACCUGAGCUCCCAGUACAUCCCCCAGUACCACGCUGCCCAGAUCUACUCAGAGCAAGUUCCCGCCGACUCCCACGGCCCGCACGGCCGGCCGCCGCUGCUGCACCGGGACGAGAGGGCCAACAAGGCGUACGAGAGGCUGCAGCGCAAGCUGAAGGAGCGACAGACGGGAGGAGGAGGAGGAGGAGGAGGCGCCAAGGACAGGCCCAGCAGCCCCCCUCCCUCCCCGCAGAAGAACCACUGCUCCACCCCCUCCCCGGACGUGCCCAACGGGGUGGAGACCCAGGCCGAGCACGAGCAGUGCCAGGCCGUCGCCACGGCGACCGCCAGGGGCAAGCAGGCGGGCAAGACCAAGUCCGGCCCGUGCAUCGAGACCGAGGCGGAAGAGCUGGAUGAAGAGGCAGAGACGCUCAGGUCUGUGCUGUCCGCUGUCGGAAAGCCUGAGGUGGUGGAGGUCCAGGCCCGGACGGUGCAGCUGAAAUGGGCCGCCCCGGUGGCGCCGGGGAACGAGGAGAGCUCCCCAGAGGCCCAAAAAAGCUCAGGACCCUUCAACUACGAGGUCACCCUGUCCAGCAGCGGCAAGGACGGCAAGUACAAGGCCAUGUACAGUGGCCCAGAAUUAAGUGCAACAGUGGAAGACCUAAGACCAGCAACAGACUACCAUGCAAGGGUCCAGGCCCUGUAUAACAGUUUACAGGGCAGUGUCUCUGAGCCCGUCAGCUUCACAACGCUCAGCUGUGAGCCGGACACCCCCAGCCCGCCCAGAAAGAGCAGCGGGACCAAGAGCGCCCUCACUCUGCAGUGGAAGGCUCCCUGUGACAACGGUUCCAAAAUCCAGAACUACGUCCUGCAGUGGGAUGAGGGUAAAGGAACAGGAGAGUUUGAGCAGUGUUACUACGGACCCCAGAAGCAGUAUCGGGUGACCAAGCUUUCGCCAGCCUCCAGAUACUCCUUCCGCCUGGCAGCCAAAAACCACAUGGGCACCAGUGGCUACAGCGAGGCGGUUGACCUCUUCACCUCGGGCAGCGUGCCGGCGGUUCCUGCCAGCCCUGAGCUGGUGCAGGCUGGCGUGACCUGGCUCUGCUUACGGUGGCAGCGCCCGAACAGCUCCCCCGCCGAGGACGACAUCUUCUACAUCCUGGACAUGGAGGAGGAGGGCUCGGGCUACGGGUUCCAGCCCAGGUACGACGGCGACGAGCUCUCCUGCACAGUCAAGAACCUCCACCGGAGCACCAAGUACAAGUUCAGGGUGUUGGCGUAUAACGCGGAGGGGAAAAGCAACCCCAGCCCGGUGUCAGAGUUCAGCACCUCCCCCGACUCUCCCAGAAACCCCUGUAGGCUCGCCGUCAGGGGCAAGGUGAACCCCAACAGCUUCAAGAUGUCCUGGGAGCCCCCUAGUGAUGAUGGAGGAGCAGAAAUCACAGAGUACGUUGUCGAGAUAUCAGAAGGAUCGAACGGUGCCUUGUGGGAGGUGGUGUACAGAGGUUCUGCCCUGGAGUGUGUUUGCGAUGGACUGAAGCCUGGCUCCUCCUACCAGACCAGAGUCUACUGCAUCAGUCAGGGGGGCCAGAGCCCAUUGUCAGACACCCUGCAGGUGCACACCCCCGCCGUGCCCCCCGGGCCCUGCCUGCCCCCCAGGGUGGUGGGCCGGCCCAAAGCCAGGGAGCUGCAGCUACGCUGGGGGCCCCCCCUGGUGGACGGAGGCUGCGCGGUGUCCUGCUACACCCUGGAGGUGACGGAGGCGCAGGGGGAGGAGCACAGGGAGGUGUACCAGGGCGCGGAGCUGGACUGCACCGUCAGCAGUCUGCUCCCGGGGAAGAGCUACAGCUUCCGCCUGCGUGCGGCCAACAAAGCCGGGUACGGGCCCUUCUCGGAGCGCAGUGAGGUCACCACCGGCCCCGGGGCCCCUGAGCCGUGCAGGGCCCCCCAUGUGGCCUGCAAGUCCCCCACCUGCGUGGUGGUGAGCUGGGAGAGCCCGCUCAGUAACGGCGCGCAGGUGACGGAGUUCCGGCUGGAGUGGGGCGCGGCCGAGGGCAGCAUGCAGGUGUGCUACGCGGGGGCGGGGCUGAGCCACGAGAUGAAGGGCCUGAACCCGGCGACCAUCUACUUCUGCAGGGUGCAGGCGGUGAACGUGGCGGGGGCGGGGCCUUUCAGUGAGGUCACGCUGUGCCAGACUCCCUGCUCUGUGCCUGCGGCCGUCAGCAGCGUCCAGGCCCUGAAGGAGGUGGAGUGGAGCGACCUGCAGGAGGAAGAGGAGGACGAGGAGGAGGAGGAGGAGGAAGGCGAGGGACUGGGCCCCCUGUGCCCCUCGUCCUGCCUGGGCCUGCGCUGGGACCCCCCCUGCGACAACGGGGCGGAGAUCACCGCCUACCUGAUAGACCUGGGGGAGCGGCAGCCCAUCUCUGUGGGACCCGUCACCCGCCACGUCAUCCGCCAUCUGCAGCCUGACACCAGCUACAGGAUACGAAUCCAGGCGCUGAACAGCCUGGGGGCGGGGCCGUUUAGCCACACCCUCAAGCUGAAGACGAAGCCCCUCCCCCCGCAGCCGCCCCGCCUGGAGUGCACCGUCUUCAGCCACCAGACCCUGCGGCUGAAGUGGGGGGAGGGGCCGGCGAAGGCCACGCCCUCCGACUCGCUCCAGUACCACCUCCAGAUGGAGGACAAGCUCGGGAGGUUUAUAUCCUUAUACAGAGGACCAUGCCACACUCACAAAGUCCAGAGGCUUUCAGAGUCUACCUCUUACACCUUCCGCAUCCAGGCCUUUAACGAAGCGGGGGAGGGGCCCUUCUCCCCCCUUUACACUUUCACCACCCCCCUCUCCCCCCCCGCGCCGCUCAAAGCUCCCAGAAUCGAGCGGCUGGAUGACCACGCCUGUGAGGUGAGCUGGGAGCCCAUGCCGCCGAUGAAGGGAGACCCCAUCAUCUACAUUCUGCAGUGCAUGAUGGGAAACUCUGACUUCAAACAGGUGUAUAAGGGCCCAGCCACGUCCCACCAGGUGCCGGGUCUGCAGCCCAACUGCGACCACCGCUUCAGAGUGUGCGCCAUCCGCCAGUGCCAAACGCCCCCCGACCUGACGGGCCCCUACAGCGCCACCGUCACCCUCUCGCCCCAGCGCGUGGAGGCGGCGGGGCCCGGGGGCGGAGCCACGGCCGGGGCGGGGCCCCGGGGGGGCGGGGCCGAGGCGGGCUGGGCCCGGCGCAGCCUGACGGACGAGCAGUGCGCCGCCCUCAUCCUGCUCCUCUUCGCCGUCAUCUCCAUCCUCAUCGCCUUCGUCAUCCAGUACUUCGUCAUCCAGUGAGCCCCCGCCCGGCCGCCCGCCCGUCAGUCACGCGCGCGGAGCGUCCCGCUAACGGGCUGGAGGGAGUUAGCAGAGGUACCCGGCGCUGGCGGCACUGGGGCGUGAACGCCGCUCGACCACACCUUCAAAACACAGGGCCCUGCUCGAAAAACCACCCCUUUCCAGCGCUUUCUCCCUUUCUCCUUUUUUUCUGCCCUCUGUCUCGCCCUCCUCUCGUUCUUCCUUUCUUUUUUAUUCCUCACUCCACAUAUUCCUCCUCUGUUCUCUUCUUGCACAUGGCCUUGUGUUUCUUACCCACGCGGGAUUGGCUUGGAAUGUGGCAGAGAUUGUGCUACAUUCUAUUACAUCACUUCCUCUGUGUGUGGGGGGACUCCUAUGCUCCCCACUGGUGGCUGGUAGUUCUCUAAAAAAUGAAUUUCCUUUCUUUGUAAAAGAAAGACUAAAAAUGAAACACAAAUUCAGGUUAUCUCUAUAUAUACAUGUAGAUUUAUACGUAAUACUACAGAUGGUUUUGUCGACCAUAUAAAUGUAUGAACUUAGCCUUCCUUUUAUUUAGGUUUUAAUUUUAUUUGUUAAAGUUUGUUAAGGAACAGUUCUAAGUUUGAUUUCCUGUCCCAAAAAAAGAACAAAAAAAGUAAUAUUUUGGUUUCUGUGGUCUUUUUUUUUUCUUUUUUUGUGAGAUAUUUAACAUACUACAUUGAGACCCAGAGCCCAAUGUUGCCAGCUUUGGUUUCCUGGGAAACUGUUGCACCCCGGUGUGCAGGUGCACAGGUAAGCUGGCCAGGUGUGUACCUGCACAGGUAAGGUGGCCAGGUUUCUACCUGCACAGGUAAGCUGACCAGGUGUGUACCUGCACAGGUAAGCUGGCCAGGUGUGCCAGUGACUGUGUAGCCUGGAUCUUCUCAAUUAACACUCAAUUAAAGGGAGAGAAUUUCUCUCUAUAUCUGAAAAUGUUAAAUAGAAAAAUCAGCAAAACUUCUCCUUAGUAUUAUAGAACACAUGUUUAGCACUUUCCAACCUUUUACGAGUUCAUAAUGUGAGAGGAUGCAAAAAUGACUGAAGGAAAACAUUUUAGUAUAUUUUUGUAUAGUAUAGACACAUGGACCGUUUCAAUCAAGGUAUUUUGCGGAGUUACUCUAGGGGAUAGAAAAUAAAUUAAACUAAAUUAUAAACAAUGAAAAUAGUUAUAGCUUAUUUUAAAAUUCAUCAUGUAGCUUCUUUGCUUUGAAAUAUCGUGUUCAGCACAAAGAUGAAAUGUACGCUUACAGUCGUCUCCCUGUGAGUCACUAAGUUUGCACCUUAAAGAGAAAAAUGAGUGAAUGCAUGUUGUUCAUGUGAAACGUUUGAUUGAACAUUUUGUCAGGUCAUGCAAUCUCUAAGUGUGUGUUGUGCGUUUUUUAAGAUUGUAGCGCCACCAAAUCUCAUCUGUUGGAAAAAGAUAAUACUUUUCAAAAAAAAUAAAUAAAUAAACAGAUCGUUUCAAAAACCUUCAUGAUUCAAAACAAGUGAUUAGUAGUUUUUCUAUGUGUUUUGUUUUGCGUUUGUUUUUAGUUUUUAGAAAGCACUCGAUUUUGUGGUGUUCUUUUUCUUUUAGCGAUAAUCGUUUUGUGCUUCGUUUUGUGUAUUCAUUUAAUUGACACUUUUCCAUAAUGAAAGUAUUUUACUUUUAGAAAUCCAUAUUCUUUUUCUGUUUUAAUUUAGUUUUGUUUCGGGGGGUUAUGUGUAAAAUCUAUAUUUUUUUACGGUAAGGAAAUAUAAUUUAAGUUGAUUCUAUCCAGAAUAAAUACAACAUGAAAUAAAAACUUGUGAAUUGUGAAAAGCAAACAGCGGUUACCAUUUUCUGAAAUGUGUUUACUAUACAUGUACUUCCUGUAAAUUCAGAUAUUGCCUCCUUUUUUUCAAUGUGAAGUCUUUGUCAUGGAUUGCAAACAGCCAGUGAUCAGUUUAGCAUUCUGGCGGGUAUGGUUUAGUGUUGUGUUUGGCUGCGGACAGAUUUGUUUAUUGCUAUUGCAACCGUAAAAAAAAAAAAAGAUUAAAAAAAAAAGAAAACAUACACCGGUACCUUGUACUGUAAGAUGUGUUGGGAAAGGAUUAAAAUGUUUUUGGUCUAUCCAAUCUUCUGCAAAUGGCUUCUCUUUGUCAUAGUAAACUCAAAUUCCUAUUUUUGAUAGCGAUUUAAAUGUAAUUUCAACUUGUGCCAUUUGAGUCUCCUGCUAUGACAGCUCACUGCUGUCUGUCGGGUGGAUAAAGAGCUGGAAAAAAAAUAAAAUAAAAUACAAAAAAACAGACCAUAUUUAUGUAAUUUUAAUGUUUGCAGUUACCUCAUACACUUUACAUUCCAAAAAAAAAAAGAAAAAAUCAAAACUGUAAGAGAUGUAAGACUUCGUAAUGAAAAAAUGUAUAAUCUCGUAAAGAUGUAUCUAAAGUGUAACUCUAUAGCCAUGAUAUCUACCGAAGGAUCCAUGCACAAUAAAAGAUCUAUAAUUCUUA
Anguilla anguilla (European eel) is the source of this 6858-nucleotide messenger RNA. RefSeq names its product fibronectin type III domain containing 3A (gene fndc3a). Gene Ontology annotation, molecular function: protein binding. The record is from RefSeq and is a predicted model, not a curated record. Bases 625 to 4368 code for a protein of 1247 amino acids. The transcript is spliced from 27 exons. NCBI's taxonomy places the organism in Eukaryota, Metazoa, Chordata, Actinopteri, Anguilliformes, Anguillidae.